GACGUCAGUAAUGUUGUUGUUGGUGGAGGAGCUGCGAAUAUGGAGGAAAGAGAGAGUUGUGACAGGAAAAUGUAGACAUCUUCUCAUAAAAAAGACAACCGAAACGACCGCAUAGAGGUGCAACGGUUAUCGAGCGGUUCCCGAAGACGUGAGGAGGUGAUCGACUAUCAGCAGUGGAGGUGAAGACCAGCCUGCCCUCAGGGAUGCAGAGCCCAGUAGCGGGCGGCGGCGGCGGUGAGCCGUGUGGAGGCGGGGGCCCCGUGGACCUACGCACCGACCCCAGGCUGGGGCCCCUGUCCGGGGGCGUCGGCGGCAGCGGCGGCGGGGGCGGGGCGGCCGUGGACCCGGCGCUGCGCGAGCAGCAGCUGCAGCACGACCUGCUGCUCCUCAAGCAGCAGCAGGAGAUGCAGAAGCAGCUGCUCUUCGCCGAGUUCCAGAAGCAGCACGAGGUGCUCACGCGCCAGCACGAGGCCCAGCUGCAGGAGCACCUCAAGGCCUCCAUGCAGCAGCAGCAGGAGCUCCUGGCGGCCCAGCAGAGGCAGGAGCUGGAGCAGCAGAGGCAGCAGGAGCAGCAGAGGCAGCAGGAGCAGCAGAGGCACGAGGAGCUGGAGAAGCUGAGGCUGGAGCAGCAGCUCAUCAUGCUGCGCAACAAGGAGAAGGGCAAAGAGAGUGCCAUCGCCAGCACGGAGGUCAAGCUCAAGCUGCAGGAGUUCCUGCUGAACAAGAAGGAGCCCACGGGACUCAACCAUUCCUUCCCCCAGAAAUGCUGGGGUGCCCACCACACCUCUCUGGACCAGGGUUCCCCCCCCCAGAGCAACACUCCCGGGACCCCCCCCUCCUAUAAGCUGCCCCCCCUGCUGGGGGCCUACGAGGGCAAGGACGACUUCCCCCUCCGCAAGACAGCGUCGGAGCCCAACCUGAAGGUGCGCUCCAGGUUAAAACAGAAGGUGGCCGAGAGGCGGAGCAGCCCCCUGCUGAGGAGGAAGGACGGCACGGUCAUCAGCACCUUCAAGAAGAGAGCCAUCGACAUCUCCGUGUCGUCCAUGUGCAGCAGCGCCCCUGGCUCCGGGCCCAGCUCACCCAACAGCUCCAACACGGCCAUCGCUGAGAACGGCUCCAGUGGAUCUGUCCCCAACAUCCACGCUGAGCUCCGGUCUCUCCAUCAGACUCUGAAUGCAGACGGGAUGGCCAGCCCGCUGAGCCUGUACACCUCCCCCUCCCUCCCCAACAUCUCCCUGGGCCUGCCCGCCAACGCACACAUCACUGCCCCCCAGAAGCUGUCGGCCCAGCAGGAGGCGGAGCUCCAGGCCAUCCAGACCAUGCGCCAGGGCGGGGCUCUGACGGGCAAGUUCAUCAGCAGCUCCUCCCUGCCCGUGUGCCUUCCCCAGGGGGAGUCGGAGGCCCCGCAGCCCCCCAACAGCCACGGCAACCACUCCUCCCUGCUGCAGCACGUCCUGCUGCUGGAGCAGGCCCGGCAGCAGAGCGCCCUGCUGGCUGUGCCCAUGUACGGCCAGUCGCCCCUGGUGACGGGCGAGCGGGUGUCGGGCGGCAUGCGCACGGUCACCAAGCUGCCCCGCCACCGGCCCCUGAGCCGCACGCAGUCGGCCCCCCUGCCCCAGAGCCCCCAGGCCCUGCAGCAGCUCGUCAUGCAGCAGCAGCACCAGCACUUCCUGGAGAAGCAGAAGCACUACCAGCUCAACAAGAUCCUCUCCAAAGGGGCGGAGCUUCCCCGCCAGCCGCCCACCCACCCGGAGGAGACGGAGGAGGAGCUGACGGAGACGGCGGAGAUGCAGGAGGAGGGCGGGGGGCGGCGCCUGCAGAAGGAGGGCUCGGACGAGACCCCGCCCCCCUCGGAGCGGCUGAAGGGCGAGAGCACGGAGAGCGACCUGGACGAGGACGAUGACGAGGCCAUCGAGCUGAGGGAGGGUGACGAGGACGACGUGCCGUACGGGCAGUUUUCGGACCAGCAGCACUUGCAGCAGCUCAACGUGUUCCAGGCCUCCCUGUCCAUCUCGGGCAUGCCCCACAGACCCCUGGGAAGGGCCCAGUCCUCCCCUGCCACCUCCGGCCUGAAGGGGGCCCCGCUCGGCGAGGUACCCAUCAAGCACCUCUUCACCACAGGCCUGGUGUACGACACCUUCAUGCUGAAGCACCAGUGCAUGUGCGGCAACACCCACAUCCACCCGGAGCACGCCGGGCGCAUCCAGAGCGUGUGGUCCCGGCUGCAGGAGACGGGCCUGCUGGGGCGCUGCGAGAGGAUCCGGGGCAGGAAGGCGACUCUGGAUGAGAUUCAGACGGUGCAUUCGGAGUAUCACACCCUGCUGUACGGAACCAGCCCGCUGAACAGGCAGAAGCUGGACAGCAAGAAGCUGCUAGGUCCAAUCAGUCAGAAGAUGUACGCGGUGCUGCCCUGUGGAGGGAUAGGGGUGGACAGUGACACGGUGUGGAACGAGAUGCACUCGUCCGGGGCCGUGAGGAUGGCGGUGGGCUGCGUCAUCGAGCUGGCCUUCAAAGUGGCUGCAGGGGAACUGAAGAAUGGCUUCGCUGUGGUUCGUCCACCGGGCCACCAUGCUGAGGAGUCCACGGCCAUGGGCUUCUGUUUCUUCAACUCCGUGGCCGUCACUGCCAAGCUGCUGCAGCAGAAGCUGGGCGUGGGGAAGAUCCUCAUCGUGGACUGGGACAUUCACCAUGGCAAUGGGACACAGCAGGCCUUCUAUAACGACCCCAACGUGCUUUACAUAUCCCUGCAUCGCUACGACGACGGGAACUUCUUCCCUGGCAGUGGAGCACCUGAGGAGGUGGGUGCCGGUCCUGGCAUGGGCUUUAACGUCAACAUCUCCUGGACAGGAGGGGUGGACCCUCCCAUGGGCGACGCAGAGUACCUCACUGCAUUCAGGACGGUGGUGAUGCCCAUAGCCAACGAGUUCUCCCCCGAUGUGGUCCUAGUGUCCGCCGGGUUCGAUGCCGUGGAGGGACACCAGUCUCCGCUGGGCGGAUACAACGUCACUGCCAAGUGUUUCGGUCACCUGACCAAGCAGCUGAUGAAGCUGGCGGGCGGGCGCGUGGUGCUGGCCCUGGAGGGGGGUCACGACCUCACCGCCAUCUGCGACGCGUCCGAGUCGUGCGUGGCCGCGCUGCUGGGUGACGAGCUGGACCCAGUACCCCCGGCUGUUCUGCAGCAGAAGCCCUGUCCCAAAGCCUCCACCUCUCUGGAGAGGGUUAUAGAGAUCCAGAGUAAACACUGGGGCUGUGUCCAGAGAUUGGCCCCCACCGUGGGCCAGUCCCUACUGGACGCCCAGCGGAGGGAGAAGGACGAGGCUGACACCGUCACCGCCAUGGCCUCCCUCACCGUGGAUACGGAACAGCCGGCCGCCGACAGCGUUACCACGGAGACCAGCAGGUCCACCGAGGAGCCAAUGGAGGAGGAGCCUGUGUUGUAGGAUGCAAGCGACAACAGCCGGGAGAAACUUUGGUCUCUCCUCCACCUCCGGCACAAAGUCUCCUACAGUCACCUCUCCUCUUCCCAGCCCUCGUCCUCUCCACCCUUCAUUUCCCUCCGUUUCUCCGGGCUGGAUGAACGACAGCCUGUGGGUGGUGAGUGUGCGGGCGCGCGUGUGUGUGUGGAGGGACAGAGGACAGAACACACACCCAGUCCUCCGGGGUCCAACUCUCUGGCGCACGUUUGUGAUUGGCCGAGGGGCGGACACGCCGUCGAGAGGCGAGACCCGUUCGGACGAACGCGUCUUUUCGUCUCCUUCAUCUUUUCUUUUUUUUUUGUAUUCCUCGGAAACCGAGCGGCGGAGCGGAUUUGUACAUUUGUACAUUUUCUCGUGACACUUUGUACUUUUCAGGACGCAAACUCAAGAAAAGCCAUCAAGCAGCAAAAAGAUUUUUGAAACAAAACACCAGAGCUCCCUCACGCACUUCCUCAUAGACCGUGUGGGACAGGCCGUCCCCUGCAGGGGGUUAGGGCUGGGUUUAUAUCUACAGAUCGGCGCUCUCGUCGUCGGGAGCGCCCCCUAUUGUUCCUUUACUGUGUCUUGCAUUUCGGUAUUUCUACGUGUCUGUUUAAAAUAAUAUGUAAAAGGAAGCACACAAACAUAUAUGUAUAUGAUAUAUGUUUAACGUAUAUAUGUGGCUUUAUGUGUGUGCUAUAUACACAUAUUUUGCAUAAAUAUAUAGAUAUAUAUAUAUGCAAAUAUAUAUAUAUGUAUGUUUAUACUGUAUAUUCCUUUGGCUGUGGGGGCAGGAGAUUGCAGUGGUUGAUAUUGGAGGCGGGGCUGGGAAUUGUGCCGGAGUUGACGAGAGCGGAUCUCUCCACCAGUACUCAAGCCAUGUCUCCAUCUGGAACCCUCCGCUCCUCAGUGGACGCGGGACAGGGCGACCGAGAGGGCUCCGUUUAGCCGCCGGCGCUUUUCACCCCGUCUGUCAAACGCGGCUCGCGGUGGCCCCCGUGGACGAGGGAGAACUGUGUUGACAGAGGGCUGGGACUGGGUGUUCCUGCGGGCCGCGUGGUCUCUCUGUCUGUCUUACCCGGGGACCGGGGGAGCACAGCGGGGGAAGCUACGAGCGGCAGUCGCAGGGCUGGAGGAAGACGUUUGGAUUGGAAGAACUCGGUGCCUUUUAUAUAUAUCUACGAAAACCCCCAAAUGAAUUCACGACCACCCUACAAGGACGCAGACAUCAGACGAACCAACGCACUCGUUAUCCUUACGUUUGUUUCUUUGAAAAUGCCUUAAUUUUCUCCCGAGCACGCGCUGUUUUAGCCAUCUACAGCGGAAGCACGUGCUUCCACACCUUCUACUGUGUGUCUCUCACUCACUCUCUCUCUCUCUCUCGUCAUGUUCUGCUUCCUUCCUGUCUGAACGCGUGGUCACACGUCCAGAGGUCUGAAACUCACCCGUC
Molecule: messenger RNA, 4905 nt
Organism: Hypomesus transpacificus
Lineage: Eukaryota; Metazoa; Chordata; Actinopteri; Osmeriformes; Osmeridae
Product: histone deacetylase 5-like
Biological process (GO): negative regulation of transcription by RNA polymerase II; chromatin organization
Cellular component (GO): histone deacetylase complex
Molecular function (GO): histone deacetylase activity
Source: RefSeq, a predicted model, not a curated record